Messenger RNA from Spirodela intermedia, 5446 nucleotides. Lineage: Eukaryota; Viridiplantae; Streptophyta; Magnoliopsida; Alismatales; Araceae. The record is from the annotation of a GenBank genome assembly.
AUGGCCAGCGUGGUUGAAGAUUUUUGUGAAUUUCAGGUCCUACUUUCACUUUGCUUAGUUUGAUCCUUCUGGAGUUUCUCUUUCUUAUGCUUCAGUCUCUGUACUCCCGUUUUCUCUCAUUUACUACUUUUUAACAAUCUCGAAGUUAUUGCUUCCACUUUGUUUACCAGUUACAGAUCUAGUGAUGACAGUGAGAUACCGUAACUACCAGCCUAUUGUGAUGGGCUCUUUCAACAUAUUCAUUGAUAAACAUCCUCCAGAUCUUGUCAGGUUUUAGGAUCAUUGAUAAGUGCUCUUGGUAAUUACUGCCUUUGGUCGUGUAUUGGGAUCUGAAAUCUGCAGUUUCAACUAGACACACAAUGCAUGCCUUCAUUUCUCAUUAACUUUAGAAUUUAUGGUCCUGUUAUUUAAAUGUUGGAAAAAAUUUGCAUUACUAACUGUUGGGGAUUGCCAAAUCAGACCACUUCAUGGACACUUAUUUCAUAUUUGAAAUGCAACUUACCUCUUCAAGUUCUUUUCAGUUAUAUGUUAAUGAGAGCUUAGAACACAUGUUUUUGUGUCAAAGUCACAUUUUAAGGUACACGUGACCACUACCUACCAACAUCAUUUUCAUAACUGUGGUUCUACAAAGUCCUCCACAACGUACCACAAUUUAUUUUUAAGAACUAUCAUCAUUGUGGCUAAUGGUCGACAGAACUACUUUAAAUUGAUUCUCUGCCCCCUACGAUCAACUAUUGUUCGCUAAUUUAACUUUUGGCUUUCACUAAUGCAAUGGAUUAUCAUCACCACCUGUGGUCUCGUUUUGCCCACCACCUAUGUCACUUACCAAUAUUGUUCCUCGCACUAACUACGAAUAUUGUUACCCAUCGUCACCUAUUACUGUCAUCCACCAACCAUCGCUGUCCAUUAUCACUUUGCUAGGUCCUAAUUGAGAAUCUUACCUCUAUUAAAACAGUUUAAAUACUUUAUCGUUAAUGUAGAUAGGUUUUGAGGUGAGUAUCAGAUUUCAGAUUUCAAGUUUCAAUCUUAAAUAUUGUCAAAGUGCCUUGUCAUUACAAUAAUAAGUUUCUAGUCCCUUUCCUUUGGCAUCUUCUAUUUUCAAUACCAAGGGAAAUGUUUUUAUGGAUUUGAUUUUUUUGGGUAUUCAAAUCUAUGGAAACAUCUCCCUUGUUAUUGAAAAUCUAGGAUGACAUUUUAAUGUGUUUCAUUGGUACUUUGCUAGAGUAUUCUAUCGAAUGCACUAGGAUGAUAAGAGUAGGUUGGUCAGAUGACAUACAAAACCAUCUUUUAAUAAAUCUUAUACGUAGCCCAAUAAUCUAAAUGAUAUAUCAGCGCUUAUUUUGGGUAUGGUCUUCCAAUGUUUCUCACCAAACUAUCAUGAUAUAUGUCGGUUUUUUUCAUCUUGAAAUUUUCAAGUCGAUUGAAUCUUCUUAAUAUACCUGAAGUUUGAUGAAUAAUUUGCCUGAUGUCGAGUGCAUUUGAUCAGCUUGAGUGUGUGUUCAAUACUCUUUUCGUUGAAUAUGUGCAGGCUGAUUGCCCAUCUUCUAGUUCUGUAUCAUUUGGAAGAUUUGAAGCUGAGCCUUUGUCUUGGGAGAGGAAGUCAUCCUUUUCACACAAUCGGUACCUUGAAGAGGUUGAAAAGUAUUCAACUCCGGGUUCGGUUACUGAAAAGAAAGCCUACUUUGAAGCUCAUUUCAAGAGGACAGCACUUCGUAACCUAAUUGCUAUAGAAAGACAAAAUGAGGCCGAAGAACAAGAAAAAAAUGGCAUAGAGGACCAAGACACUUCCAUUGAAGAAAUAACAAAACAUGGCAAUGUAUCAACCAAUUCUGAAGAUUUUGUAGAGCACGGUCAACACAGAAUCCAAUUUUCCUGGCACAAUGGAAGCCCAAAUGAUGAUCAAAAUGAGGUAAUGGAGACCAGAAAGGAAGAACAAACACCAACACCUGCAUUGCGUCCCAAAGUCGAAAAUAAUAACCUCAAGGCAUCACCAUUAAAAUCUGGAAAAAAUGUUGAAACUGGAAAUAAUGACAAGGCCAAUGCGUCCACUAAGAGUUUAGCAAUGGAGAAAGUUCGUUCCUCAAGUUUGAAGAAGACUAUAAGAUCUUCCCACAUGGUUAGAUAUCCUCUUAUCUUUGAACCUUUUUGUUAUCUUUUCAUAUGUCAUGUAUUUGAAGCGGCUUUCCAGCUAGUAAAGUUGUAAUGGCUUUGUUGACUUGAGAAUGAGGUUGAUAAGAAAAUAAGGAGGUAGCAUCGUGUGUUUAUUUGAGCACCAUUCUUAACUUCAGAUUUUUUAUGUUUCCAUUUUUGCUUAUUACUAAUUAAGAUAGAUGAUUUAGAGCUUCGAAGUGCUCCUCUUGCUAAGUGUUUAUGGUCACCUCUUGUUGAAAAUACUCAUUUCAGGCAAAAGCAACAGUGGAAAAGAAACCAAGAAUAACAAAACCAAAAAUGGAGGGUACUGCUAGCCGGAUUGAAAAGAAGAUUCCAUCUGUAAAUAGUUAUUCUUCUUCAAAGAGUGCAUCGGCAAAAGAGUUGAAGAAAAUAGAAAAGGAGACUACAAAAAAAGUCAAGCAUUCUUCUUCGACGGUCUCAACAAUGAUGUGUAUUGGCCCAACAAAUAUGAAGCUUGAGGCAUGAAUACUGAUUUAUAAUUUUUAAUGCUUUACCUCAGAUUCGGAAAUCCCCCAAUUUAUCAUUAUAGAGCGAGGAUUUGUUUUCUGAUAUAUAUCCCGGAUAUCUAUUCCUUUAUACAGAUAUUUACUCUUUCUACUAUAGUUUUUUUAACAAUUGGACAAAAAACUUAGGUUAUAGAAUCAAUGCACUAGAUGAUCGAAGGGGUAACGAAUUUAGGCGACUAUGCUCUUAAAUCAUGGUGGUGGAUACUUCUACAUCACUCAUGCAAUUUUUUCGCAUAUAAAUGUGUUUUUAAAAAAAUCUUUGAUGUACUUCCUGUAGGAUUUUGAUAAAACGACAGACAAAGCAAGACCGGAGAGUAAAAGGUAUAUAUAUUUUCCGAUUUGAAAAUAAUAAAUCUUUUUUUGGUUCAAACUGACAUAUCCUCUACUUAUUUGACUGGUUCUGGAACAGCUCCUCCAAAAGUGAGAAAAAAGUUGACCUAAAGACUGUUUCCAUACCCGGAUCUGAUUCUUAUAAAAAAGGCUUAAGUAGUGGACAUCGAUCAACGCAUAGGUAUUUGGUCUCAUCCGAAAGCCACUUUGCUUUCAUUUUGUGUAUCAUUGGAAUAAAGUUUCUUUUUCAGGGAUGAACACCUAACAACUACAAUGAGGCUGCCAUCAAGAACGAGUACCCGAGCCUUUAAUUAUAAAUUUAGUGAAAGAAUUGAGCAGAGGAACGAGGCAAGUAGCAUGAUUUUUUAAUAAUUCAUCUUGGUCAUGCAUAACUCACGUGGCAUAUUUUUACGAAAGUUCUGCCACCAAAAGUAUUCAUUUGUCUUUUGCCAUCUCAGUCCAUUAUGCCUCCAAGGAUUAUUAUUUUCCUCUACCUUUCUGUGCCAUAGAAAGAUAUGCUCUUCCAUCCAACCAGAUCCAUUUAAUAAUCUUGGGAGUUGAUAGCUACCUGGCUUGAAGGCUUGUUCUGAAUGGCUCUGAAACUCAAAUCACUCAUAUUUUUCCAUCGCCAUAUGGUUUAGAGAUGAUAAUGACUCUUGAUGUUUAUGAUGAUUAUUUAUGAUAAUGAUGUUGAUGACGAUAAUCUUCUAAAAAAUGAUUAAAAAUCUUUAGGGUUCUAUCGUACUACUGGUUUUUUCUCCAAGAAUGGGGAGUUUGAUGAGCUUGAUUCAUGGAUUUGCAGGAGAAAGAAGUCGAAACUAAACAACUGGCUAAGCGGAUAAACCUCAAGGCAGCAUCUACACCUUUCUCCUCUCACAAGCCCAAUCCCAAACUCAUAUGCGGGAAGAAGGUACUUGCUAAAAUGGGAAAUUUGCAAUCACUAAACAAUAUGAUAUAUAACAAUUAUGCACAUCAGUGGCUGCUUAGAUAACAUGCCUCUCCAUGACUAGUGUUUUAUACUCCAAUGCACCAGAUCUCUUUUAUUGAAAGUUGAUACUGUCGCUGAAGAUUAGUGAAUCAAGUCACUACAAGUUGGUACCUUUUACUAUUUUCAGGUGAUUAAUGGAUCGACACAUAUUCUUCCACCAUGUAGAAAUCAAGCAAUACCCCCUUCACUUGGCAAGUCAUUGAAACUGCAAGGGUUGACCACUACUAGUGACGAACAUCGAAGUGUUGUCCGUAGUGAGUCUCAUAACCGGUUGGGUAAGCUAAAAGCCUUUGGGGCCCAGAAACAGGCAUCUGGGCCUAGUAAGGCGGUUGGUGCAGUUAAGAGAGAAGGAGACAAGGUGAAGGCUACUAUCAUGCAGAGAUGGGAUGCAGCUGGAAAGGUGACCCAAGGGGCUGGCGCCAGUAAGCCAAGGAGAAGUAGCACAGGAAGCAAGUGCAUGACUACUCAAAGGGUGGCUAUUCUUAUUUCCUCAUAGUUCAAGUUCUCUGUUAUUUUUUCAAAUACGCAAAUAAUGGGUAAAAUAAGAUUAAAAAUCGCGUCAAAACACUAACUGUAGAUAUCUCACCUUACCUUUUGGCUCUUCGGAUCAUUUACUAUAUCUCCCAAGUUUGCUUCUUCUUGGGUUCAACCAGACUUUCUAGAGCACGGUCUCCUCAUGUAUAUGUAUAUAAGUACCCUUAAGAUGUUUUGAAGGGCAGAGAUAUGUCUAUUUUUUCGAAGAUUAUAGAGUGUGUGUGUGUUUUCCGAAGAUGAUAUUAGGGAAGAUUGAUUCAAAUCAAUUGCAGAAACUUGGUUUAAUUUUAUUUCUGAUUCAACUUGAGACAUUGGGAUCAACUUUGUCAGAACAUAAAGCUUGGCAUGUAUAUAUAUGUUGGUUUUCCUUGCUGGGUUCCUCUAUUUUUUGAACUGAUUGGUUUUAAGGAUAAACAUUGGACAGUGAUUCAAUAUUGGUUUAAUCUAGGUUCUCCACUAUUUGAGAAUAAUCAAUCCUUUGAACCAUAGAAUAAAAAGGGAAAUAUUUCCCUCUCAAACUGAUUAUUGAUGGGAGAAGGGCUUGUAGAUAUUGAUGGGGAUAAAUCAGGAAAAAUCAGAAAGUAGCUGAGCUACACAAGGAAUGCUCGCCAUUUAGGAAGGAAGAAUGAGGACAAAGCGUGCCUGCCACAUCUUGAGGGCAGGAUUUACACAGGAGGGUGAGCUGAAGAAUGGAAGAGAGCAAAACGUGGGGAUUCAGCACUGUUGGGAUUCAUUUGUAAACAGGUUGGAGGAGAUAGCCAUAAGGACGAUGGUUGCCUUCACAUCCUCCUCGCUGAAGUCGGCUGCCAGAUUCAGCACCUACUGCAGCAAGUCCUCCAUCGCCUCAGAAGGUAUGUUUGAAGAAAAAAAAUACAUUUUCCUGACUCAUUACAUUGCAUUUCUUGAUAAUACAUAG